AUGACGAUGGGCUCCGCCGCCUCCGACACCGUCGUCGUGCCCCGCAACUUCCGGCUGCUGGAGGAGCUGGAGCGCGGGGAGAAGGGCAUCGGCGACGGCAGCGUCAGCUACGGCAUGGACGACGGCGACGACAUCGUCAUGCGCUCCUGGACCGGGACCAUCAUAGGGCCCCUCAACUGCGUGCACGAGGGUCGCAUCUACCAGCUGAAGCUGGUGUGCGACAAGGACUACCCCGACAAGCCGCCGGCCGUGCGGUUCCACUCCCGGAUCAACCUCGCCUGCGUCCACCCGGACACCGGGGUGGUGGAAGCCGACAAGCUGCCGACGCUGCGGGAGUGGCGGCGGGAGUACACGAUGGAGCACCUCCUGACGCAGCUCAAGAAGGAGAUGGCCGCGCCGCACAACCGCAGGCUGCCCCAGCCCCCCGAAGGCACCUUCUUCUUCUCCGAUUAA
Molecule: messenger RNA, 453 nt
Organism: Miscanthus lutarioriparius
Lineage: Eukaryota; Viridiplantae; Streptophyta; Magnoliopsida; Poales; Poaceae
Source: the annotation of a GenBank genome assembly